Messenger RNA from Chinchilla lanigera (long-tailed chinchilla), 1992 nucleotides. RefSeq names its product armadillo repeat containing 12 (gene Armc12). Gene Ontology annotation, cellular component: nucleus. The coding region runs from base 836 to 1957 and encodes 373 amino acids. The record is from RefSeq and is a predicted model, not a curated record. The transcript has 6 exons. Lineage: Eukaryota; Metazoa; Chordata; Mammalia; Rodentia; Chinchillidae.
UUACAGUCAGGAAACAACCCUGGGCAUCUUGAAGGAAUCAGUGAGCACUUUGCUUAGGAUUCGGGCGGGCAGUGCUCAUCACUGGAGACACUGCAGUGACCUUGUUCUGUGGGCGGCUGUCACCUCCCGCUGAGUACUAGAGGGGGCAGCGGAGGAGGGGAGGGUGUGGUCUCACCGGCCUGGUCCUAGCCCUGGAUGUCCAAGCCUCUGGCCUGUGAGCUGGCCGCGCUUUCUGAUUCCAGAAGUCUCAUACCUCAUCCUACCAGUGCGGAGGCUGGGAGCUGGCACUCCCAGAUCAGCCCCGUGUCUGAAGUGGGUGCAGGCCGCCCACUUCUUCACCCUGCAGCUUUAGAAGGGAACAUCUGAAUCUCUUCAAAUGCAAAAAUGGAGGCCCAGGGCAGGGCAGUUCCUUUCCCAUCCCGGGUCCCCUCGGGAUGGACCUGAUGAGUGUACCCCAAACUCCCUCCUGGGAAGGCCCUGGUCCGGGGAAAGUGCUGCCCUCUCACGGAAGGAGGCACCGGCUCUGGAGCCGCCAGCUGGGCCCCUCUGAGCGGAACCCCCAGGAUAGGAGUGUGAAUGGUUCUGCUGUCCUGCUUUUGGUGGUGCAGGGGGUCGGACCCAUGGCCCCUGGAGUCUGCAGCUUCAUUCCAGCAGCCCCCAAAGCUGCAGCCUCCCCUCAAGCGCUCCUCCCUGCCUGCCGCCCUCUGUCCUAUCGUCUUCCCCACGUUCCUUUGUCGCCCAGGUUCCGAUUCUGGUACCAUGGCUCCUGGUGCUGCCAGAGUUCUGGUUCCGGAAGGCUCCUCCCUGGAGCCCUGGGCCUGGCUCCCACCGGGGCAUGGGUCGCACUGAAGACAUGGGCAAGAGCAUCCCCCAGUGCCUGAGGCAACUGGACAUCCGCAAAAGCGUAGUGAGCCUGGCCACGGGCGCUGGGGCCAUCUACCUGCUCUACAAGGCCAUCAGGGCCGGCAUCCAAUGCAAACCGGCCCUCUGCAACACCUCACCCAUCUGCAUCGCCCGUGAGUGUCCGGGCUCUGGGGAGAGGGCUGUGCCCCAGGAGGCAGCUGCUCCCGAGGCCGCCCCUGAGGGAAAGCCCGAAGGCCUGGUAAUCGAGCGGGAGCGCCACGGGCGGGACUCAGGGGAGCUCCGGAGACUCCUGGACUCCUUGGAGUGCAAGCAGGACGAAUACUCCAGGAGCAUGAUCCUGCACAGCAUCACCCGCUGUGUGUACCUGCUGGAGGCCGAGGCCUCUGCGUGUACUACCGACGACAUCCGAUUGUUGGGUGACAUACUGGACGACAACAACAACAACGUCAAAAUCCAAGCUCUGAAUGCACUGAAAGCCUUCUCUGGCAUCCGGAAAUUCAGGCUUAAAAUCCAGGAGCACACCAUCAAAGUGCUGGAGCUGAUCUCCACCAUCUGGGACACAGAGCUGCACAUCGCCGGCCUCAGGCUCCUCAACAACCUUCCGCUGCCUGACUUCGUGCACCCGCAGCUGCGCCGGGUGAUGCCCGCCCUAAUGGAGAUCGUGCAGUCAGACUACAUCCUGCCACAGGUCCAAGCCAUACGCUUGAUGAGCUAUCUGGCGCAGAAGAACGAUCUUCUCUAUGACAUUCUCAACUGCCAGGUACACUCCAACUUCCUGGACCUGUUCCAAGCCACGCAGCCAGGAACUCUGCUGUUGGAGCUGCUGGUGUUUGCCGAGCGGCUGAGUGAGGGCCGGAAUUCGCCCCACUACCGAGCUGUGAAGUGGCAUUACAAUGAACAGUCCCUGCACGAAGCGCUCUUUGGGGAUGAGUCACGGCUGGCAGACCGGCUGCUUGCCCUGGUCAUCCACCCCGAGGAGGAUGUUCAGAUCCAGGCCUGCAAGGUCAUAGUCAGCCUGCAGUACCCCCAGGACUUGAGAUCCCGGUCCUCCUCCUGCCAUCCCAGUCAUUCCUACUAUAAAAACGGGGAAUAAAAUUAAGAAGAACCAAUAAAUGUGUAUGAGAGAAA